AUGGAGAUUUAUUCCCCAGACAUGUCUGAGGUAGCUGGCGGGAGGUCCUCCAGCCCCUCCACUCAGCUGAGUGCAGACCCAUCUCUGGACGGGCUUCCGGCCGAGGAGCACAUGCCAGACACCCACACUGAAGACGGGAGAAGCCCUGGACUCUUGGGCCUGGCCGUGCCCUGCUGUGUGUGCCUGGAAGCUGAGCGUCUGAGAGGGUGCCUCAACUCAGAGAAGAUCUGCAUUAUCCCCAUUCUGGCUUGCCUAAUCAGCCUCUGCCUCUGCAUUGCCGGCCUAAAGUGGGUAUUUGUGGACAAGAUAUUUGAAUACGACUCUCCUACUCACCUUGACCCUGGGGGGUUAGGCCAGGACCCUGUUAUUUCCUUGGAUCCAAGUGCUGCCACAGCUGUUUUGGUGUCCUCUGAGGCAUACACUUCACCUGUCUCUAGGGCUCUGUCUGAACCCGGGGUUCAUGUUACAGUGCAAGUUGACAAUGUUGCUGUGGCCUCUGAACCUUCAGCAGGACCAACCCGGAAGAAUCGCCUGUCUGCUUUUCCUCCCUUACUGUCUACGGCACCACCUUUCCCUUCUCCAUCUCGGACCCCCGAGGUGAGAACACCCAAGUCAGCAACUCAGCCUCAAACAACAGAAACUAAUCUCCAAACUGCUCCUAAACUUUCCACGUCUACAUCCACAACAGGGACCAGCCAUCUUGUAAAGUGUGCGGAGAAGGAGAAAACUUUCUGUGUGAAUGGUGGCGAGUGCUUCAUGGUGAAAGACCUGUCAAACCCUUCGAGAUACUUGUGCAAGUGCCCAAAUGAGUUUACUGGUGAUCGUUGCCAAAACUACGUAAUGGCCAGCUUCUACAUGACUUAUAGGAGAAAAAGGCAAGAAACAGAGAAGCUUCUAGAAAGAAAAUUGGAUCAUAGCCCUGUGAAAGAAACGAGGAAGGAACAUCUUGGGAUUGAAUUUAUGGAAGCGGAGGAACUCUACCAGAAGAGAGUGUUGACAAUUACUGGCAUCUGUAUCGCCCUGCUGGUGGUCGGCAUCAUGUGUGUGGUGGCCUACUGCAAAACCAAGAAACAGCGGCAAAAGCUCCAUGAUCGGCUUCGGCAGAGCCUUCGAUCGGAACGGAACAACAUGGGGAACAUAGCCAAUGGGCCUCACCAUCCAAACCCACCACCAGAGAACGUGCAGCUGGUGAAUCAAUACGUAUCUAAAAACGUCAUCUCCAGUGAGCAUAUUGUUGAGAGGGAAGCAGAGACAUCCUUUUCCACCAGCCAUUACACUCCCACAACUCAUCACUCCACGACUGUCACCCAGACUCCUAGUCACAGCUGGAGUAAUGGGCACACAGAAAGCAUCAUUUCAGAAAGCCACUCUGUAAUCAUGAUGUCGUCAGUAGAAAACAGUAGGCACAGCAGCCCAGCUGGGGGCCCACGAGGACGUCUUCAUGGCCUGGGAGGCCCUCGCGAAUGUAACAGCUUCCUCAGGCAUGCCAGAGAAACCCCUGACUCCUACCGAGACUCUCCUCAUAGCGAAAGGUAUGUAUCAGCCAUGACCACCCCGGCUCGUUUGUCACCUGUAGAUUUCCACACGCCAAGCUCCCCCAAAUCGCCCCCUUCGGAAAUGUCUCCACCUGUGUCCAGCAUGACGGUGUCCAUGCCCUCCAUGGCAGUUAGCCCCUUUGUGGAAGAAGAGCGGCCGCUGCUCCUUGUGACGCCACCAAGGCUCCGAGAGAAGAAGUACGAUCAGCAUCCCCAGCAUCUCAACUCCUGUCAUCACAACCCUGCACAUCAGAGUACCAGCCUCCCCCCUAGCCCAUUGAGGAUAGUGGAGGAUGAGGAGUACGAAACAACGCAGGAGUACGAGCCAGUUCAAGAGCCUGUUAAGAAACUCACCAACAGCCGGCGGGCCAAAAGAACCAAGCCCAAUGGCCACAUUGCCAAUAGGUUGGAAAUGGACAGCAACACAAGUUCUCUGAGCAGUAACUCAGAAAGUGAGACAGAAGAUGAAAGAGUAGGUGAAGAUACACCAUUCCUGGGCAUACAGAACCCCCUGGCAGCCGGUCUUGAGGUGGCCCCUACCUUCCGUCUGGCUGAUAGCAGGACUAACCCAGCAGGCCGCUUCUCCACACAGGAAGAAUUACAGGCCCGGCUGUCUAGUGUAAUCGCUAACCAAGACCCUAUCGCUGUAUAAAACCUAAAUAAACACAUAGAUUCACCUGUAAAACUUUAUUUUAUAUAAUAAAGUAUUUCACCUUAAAUUAAACAAUUUAUUUUAUUUUAGCAGUUCUGCAAAUAGAAAACAGGAAAAAAACUUUUAUAAAUUAAAUAUAUGUAUGUAAAAAUGUGUUAUGUGCCAUAUGUAGCAAUUUUUUACAGUAUUUCAAAAACGAGAAAGAUAUCAAUGGUGCCUUUAUGUUAUGUUAUGUCGAGAGCAAGUUUUAUACAGUUACAGUGAUUGCUUUUUCACAGUAUUUCAGCAAAACCUCUCAUAGAUUCAGUUUUUGCUGGCUUCUUGUGCAUUGCAUUAUGAUGUUGACUGGAUGUAUGAUUUGCAAGACUAGCAGCUGUCCCUCUGUUUGCUUCCAGUAGCGCCCAACCAGUACUGUCUUGAAAUGGCACAUCCGUCCAAAUACUCCUCUAUUUUGUAUGAUGUCUUUGCUUUCCGAAUAUGAGAUGAGUUCUCUCUACUCUGUCAGCCAAAGGUUUGCUUCACCGAGCUCUGAGAUAAUAGUAGACCCAACAGCAUGCUACUAUUACAUAUAGCAGAGAACUGCAUUAAGUAAUGUUAAAAGUUAGGAAGAAAGUAAUACUGUGAUUUUUAAAAACAAACUAUAUUAUUAAUCAGAAGACAGCUUGCUCUUGCUAAAAAAGGAGCUACCAUUGACUUUAAUUUUACCUUUUUAGUUGUUGUUCUUGACAAAGGGUAACAGCUUCAAGUACAGCUUAGAAAGUGGGUUCUGGCUUGCUAUCAGGAUAAAUCUAACAACUUAGACAGGACUCAAUUUCACUUUCUCUCUGGGGGACUGAUCCAGCAGCUCAUCUGUUGACCAACCAACCACAGCUGCUAAAGGUGCAAUCCUUUCUGACAUAUUUUUUUAACUGACUGGUUGAACCCUCUUCACGGCUCCAGAAGAGGCACAUCAUGUCAUGAAGCCCCAAGAGUACACUCAGCCAUCUGUCCAAACCACUUGUAGAGUACAAUGUGCCUGUAGUACAUAGCGGUGACUUGGCCAUUGUAGGAAAAUGUUCCACUUGUAGAAUGUUUAGAAGGAGUGAAUGUGUAGAAGUCACAAGGGGAAAAGCAGCUCUGCAACCCAGUUGACAUCUUAAAAGUUUGGUUGGCCACACCUUUCUCCCCAUUAUGUUUCUCUUAUGUUCGACAUUGCCUUGAUUAAGUCAUAACUAUGCAUGAAUAUUUUUUGCCAGGAAUGGCCAAUGUGCAUGUGAUUUGUGAUGAGCAAGAACUUUCCACAGUGAUGCCUCACUAGGGAAUGUCAAUAGUAUUGGGAAGAUUGCACCUUUUCUUGCAGAAGUGACCCCCACCUGUGGACUGAUCUCUCUCCAUAGAUAGCCUGUAUCUUUCAUUUCUCCUCUCUUAGUAUUUUUUCCCAUACUGUCUCAACAGCAGGACUAAGAUUGAUUUAAACUCUGUAUGUUCUCUUAUGAUUGUAAAGCCAACGAAUGCUUAUGGAUAUUAACAUAUGAACAACUGUUGGUACAGAAAGAAAAAUUGGGGGAGGGGGAUAAUCCCUUAGAACCUUUUAUAUUCCCUUCCUGUUAUCUGUCAAUCAGGACUGGACCUUAUUGAGUUUCUAAGUAGGCUCCUAGGAGUCACAUAUGGGAAAAUGGGAAAUAGUUGAACAGGGGAUUGACAAAGUCAAUGACAAUUAUUGAUUCUUGUUCCCAGUUGAACCGAAUCUAUUUUCUAUACCGAAUCUUUGUAUAAGUCAAGGGAAGUAAUAACACACAGGUAGGUCUCAGAAGAACACUGAAGGCUGACCACAAGUCCAUGUGUUACACUCCUCCAUGUUUCUAAGAGAAGCUUGUCUGUUAGUAUUUGAUGUCUCACAUUUCUGGUCACUUUUCACGGGACAGCUUCUCUGUGCUCAGAGUGUUGUCCUCCUUUGCUUCUUAGCCAUCCAGAAUAAUGCCUGCUGGUGAAAGCCUCACUGGCUUCCCAAUGCUGCAGAUGGUCAACUCUUCACAGGGAGGAAAAGUCAGCAAGCUUGAAGAUACUCUCUCUACUUUAUAUUGACUUUGAAGGCCUUGACUCACCUAUCAUUCAAUAAAGAAAGUUCUUUACUGUUAUCUUAAAACUCUUAAAAAUUCAGUUCCUAGUUAGGUGGUCACUGGGGUAUUGAGAAAGUCCCUUCUUAAAAAAAAAAUAGACUCUCCUGAUUAAAAACAACGAGCAGCAUUUUACUAGCAUAAAAAGCUCUAUAAAUUUGCAAAUUGCAAAUAUAUGUGAUCUUUUUUUCUUUUGUGCUUGAUCUGGCAAUCCACACUUGUCUUAUUAGUUGAGAAAGCCUUUUCUCUAAGAGAACCUAGCUUUCUUGAUGAGAACAGGCAUUUGGCUUCUCGGGGCUACCUGAUGUAGCCUCUAGAUUUAUGUUUUAGGGAUGUCUCUACAAUGCUUCGCUGCCAGGUCUCACUCAACCAUCCUGUUUAUAAAUCCAGGCAGAGCUGUAGCAAUGCAAAAGAAUGCACACCUGUGUUCCUGGCAUGUGUGAAGAUGCCUUGCAUUUUAAGGGAGUACAGAUUACUCAGAAUUUAACAACAACUUUGUUUCUUGAGUCUGAAAUCAAAACUACUGAGAAUUACAUAGCAAGGUAUAGUAGACACCAAAUUCCUUUUGUAUUUACUCAAGAUUUGUUUUCUGUCCUGCUUUGUGCUCUUUUUCUCCCCCUACUUUCAAGAGUGCCUGGUGGACAGCCUUCUGCUUUCUACAAAAUGGUCCUCUGUGUAAGAGAGAAUGUAUCUCAAGCAGCAAUAUGCCAUCUCUUUCUUGUUUCUGUGUGACUGUCUAUACAGGUGGAGUCUAUCCAGGGUAACUUUCUCUGUUAUCUAUUCCUCUUUUGGCCUGAGGUUGAAGGUAUAUGGCUCCUACAAGUGAAUAAGGAAGAUCUGACCUUCUCUUUUAGUCCUAGCUGCAUUCCAGCAGCUGCAGGGAUUUCUAUCCAUUAAGAUCCAUGACACACUAUCAAGAAAUGCAGGCAAAAUGAAAUGGCCACAAAUCACAAUUUCUAUUAUAUAUUCUUUUGUAAAUACAUAUUGUAUAGU
This is a messenger RNA of Peromyscus eremicus (cactus mouse), 5276 nucleotides long. RefSeq names its product neuregulin 1 (gene Nrg1). The transcript has 10 exons. Gene Ontology annotation, biological process: intracellular signal transduction; activation of transmembrane receptor protein tyrosine kinase activity; nervous system development. Gene Ontology annotation, molecular function: chemorepellent activity; protein tyrosine kinase activator activity. The record is from RefSeq and is a predicted model, not a curated record. Lineage: Eukaryota; Metazoa; Chordata; Mammalia; Rodentia; Cricetidae. The coding region runs from base 1 to 2187 and encodes 728 amino acids.